Closterium sp. Naga37s-1 is the source of this 2568-nucleotide messenger RNA. Lineage: Eukaryota; Viridiplantae; Streptophyta; Zygnematophyceae; Desmidiales; Closteriaceae. The record is from the annotation of a GenBank genome assembly.
AUGGGAUCCAGCAGCGAUGAAGACAAGGAGGAGGAAGGGGAGAAGGAGCAUCACAUGAAGCUGAAGCGAGGCCCAUCAGGAAGAGGCGCUGGAACAAGGGAAAGGACCCUUCAUUCUGGAGGAGCCUGUGGGGGCGGCCUUGCUGAACUAAAGCAGUCCAUCUGGAGCCAUUGCCACGAGCUGAUGAGACAGUGGAGGUUCCCAGAGCACGCAGAUGAUGCACCCCACAAGGCAUCUGCACAGGAAGCUGGGGGUUCAGGGAAAGCGACAGGUCAGGAAACACCCAGGAAGCUUCAGCUGCUUGGUCGAACCGAAAUGGUUCACUUUCUGUACGUGAGGGGCGGGUGGGAUCUGAAGGAGUGCGCGUGCUGCUUUGACCGCGCGGUCAGCCUGGGAGCAGAGCGUGCUGUCACCAUGCCCAGCCUUGACUUCGUGCGAUCCCUCCUCACCAAACAACCGCCUGACGCCACCCCCCUUGUGCCAUGCCGGGACAGUAUCCUGGAAUGUGCGUUGAGAGUGCAGGCGUUUGGAGAGCAAGGGGAGUUGGAGCCGCGUGCGCAGUUCUCCUGCAACGCUGAUUUGCAGGAAGGGUUUGGAUUCUUUGUGCAGCAUGUGCUGUCAGGCAGGCUGGAGAAGGGGCAUGCAGAGGGGAGGGGGAAGGGGGAGCGUCGGGAGAAGACUGGUGAGAAGGCGGAGGGGAAGAGGGGUGGGGGAGGUGAGAAGACGGGUCCGAUGAGUGCGGGGCUGAUGGGACAGAUGGGGCGGAUGUGGCAGCCGGGGCAAAUGGGGAAGGUGGGGGAAGCCAUGGCUGCUCUGAUGGCGAUGCUCGGGGGUGAUGAUGCGGGCAGCAUGGGGAUGGGUGUGCCUCCUGGGAUUGGUGGUGGUGGGCGCAGUGGAAAGGGCGGGGUGGGUGGUGGUGAUCUGCAGGGUGAGACGUGGAGGGAGAAUCUGAAGGGGCGUGAGUGGGAGAGGUAUGUGGAUGGCAUGGCAUGGAUUCUGGAGCAUGGAGGGGGGGAAGGGAGGGAGUUUAGGUGCAGCCACUGCAGUGAGGGGGGCAUCAGCAGCAGCAGCGACGGCGGCGGCGGCGGCGGUGGUGGCAGAAACAGCAUGAAUGUGGCGGGCAGGGAUAUUCCCAAGGGCAUGUAUGUGAGUGGCGUGGGCGCCACUGACUUUGCUGUUGCAGUGGCGUCGUUGUUCUCCAUGCCAGAGCAUCGCAAGCUGGGAGGCAUGUUCUUUGCCGCGUCUCAGCGCGCAUCCAGCAGCACUGGGCAGGAUGCAGCCAUCGAGGUUGCCAGGGCGAGGCUGGGACAGCGGAUGCUGACAAGUGGGAAGCUAGGGAAAGAGGGGAACGAGGAGAACGAGGGAGGGGCAACUGGAGGAAGAGUGGAGGCAACAGCAUCAGGUGCACCGGCGGAAGGGCGACCAGCUCCCAGUGUUGGUAUGAGUGGAAGUAGCAGCAUGAGCAGCAGUAGUGGGAUGCUCAGUCGUGGCCUCAUGCCUGUCAACACAGACCCCACCAUUGGGCUGCUCACGUAUCGGGAUGCGGAGCUGAUGGUGGAGUUUGCUGGCUUGUUCCAGGAGGCACCAGCAUGCGCCGAUUGCAGCACGUGCAUCACCCUGCACAUCUCCCACGUCCCUUUCGUCGCUGUCAUUGCCAAUUUCGCCUAUCGCCCCGUCGCUCUCCUCCUCGACCGCUUCCUCUCUGUCUACAAGCCGCACUCUGAGGUGUUUCAGAGACUUCUCGCCCGCCUGGGGCUGGAAUCCUCCUCAACCGUUCCUCACGACAGCCUCUCUGGCAAACGCAGCACCACCACCACCACUACCAACAGCAGCAGCAGCAGCAGCAGCAGCGUGCAUGCAUUGCGGGAGCGGGUGGAGCAGGUGCCGGUUGCCUUUCUGCUCAGCCUGGCGCUGUUCUGCGCCGCCCCUCUCCUGCAACAGAGCGGGACAGAAGGCGGGCAGAUUUCGAGGGCUGAAGGGGGGACCUCUGGGGCUAAAGAGAAGGCGGGCGGGAGGAGGGCUGGGAGUGGGGAUCGUGGGGAAGGAGAGAAGGGCAGCGAGGGGGGAGAUGUUGGAGGAGAUAGUGGGGUGGUGUGGGAGGAGGUGCAGUCGUGGUUCAUGGUGGCAAUGCUGCCCGCCUCUGGCACGGGGGGAGGCGGGGUGGCCUGUGGUGGCAAGCAGGCAAGGGAGGAGGAUGCAUGGCCAGGGGGAGUCAAUCUGGUGGCAUGUCUGCGAGAGAUGCUGCUGGGGGAGCCGUGCUACCGCCCUGCCUCCCCUGCUGCCCCUUCCAGCAGGCGUCGUGGGUGCAGUGAUGUGGGGUGUGGAAAGGUGGAGGGUGGUGGUGUGAAGUUGAAGAACUGCUCUGGGUGUGGCAAGGUGGCGUAUUGCAGCAGAGAGUGCCAAAAUGCGCACUGGCCCUCCCACAAGCUCACCUGCCCCGGCAGGAGCAGCGGGAAGACGAGUGGGAAGGAUGAGAGCAAGGAUGGCAGCGGCAGUAGGGGCAAGGCGGUUGGCAAGGUGAGUGGGCAAGGUGGGGAGGCAAGGUGGGGAGGCAACGUGCUACUGUGA